Melitaea cinxia (Glanville fritillary) is the source of this 6878-nucleotide messenger RNA. RefSeq lists its product as uncharacterized. Gene Ontology annotation, biological process: cortical actin cytoskeleton organization; actin filament network formation. Gene Ontology annotation, molecular function: actin filament binding. The coding region runs from base 108 to 6632 and encodes 2174 amino acids. The record is from RefSeq and is a predicted model, not a curated record. The transcript has 22 exons. Gene Ontology annotation, cellular component: cytoskeleton; cytoplasm. Lineage: Eukaryota; Metazoa; Arthropoda; Insecta; Lepidoptera; Nymphalidae.
CCAGUCGCCGGCCGCCCGCCCUGCAUCGCACGCGCAUCAAUUUUACACCCAGGAUACAUUGGAUUCACAUAUUAAAGCCUAUGGAAACGCGGUGACAACGUUCAAAAAUGUCAUUCAGAAAUUAUUAUGAUUCGUCAUCUUCGUAUAGCAGGAAUCGAGAUUCAGCAAGAACUGCCAGCGUGUCCACUGACAGACCAGCAACGGUCACAGCCAAAUACACAACGACACCAUCGUACAAGUCAUCUAGUAUCCCCGUCCUCAAUGAUCGAUCAUCUCGCGAUGAAACACCAAUAUCAGCGAUCGCCAGUCGUUACGCGAGCUACGGUAAGACUGCAGCAGCUGAUAAAUCGUCUUCGAAAUACGAAAAGAAAGACUAUACGAAACUCUCAGUACCAUCAGUAAGUGUGAACAGAAGCAGAGAUGUUAGUCCUGUAUCAACAGCCUCCAAGUAUAGUAUCAGCCGCACCUCACGACAUACGAGUCCUGAGAGAAAAACGACUAAAAGCUUCAAAGAGAAAAGUCGAAAUGUGAGUCCUAUUGAUCGCGACAAAGACAUUCCAAAUAAGACUGAUAAGACUACCAAUUACAGUAGUCUAUCGAAUUAUAAAUUGUAUACACGUACGCCGAGUUACACGAGACCGACUACACGGAUAGAGAGUAAGCCAGAGGUCACAGUGAACCGAUAUGCUAUAGCUAAUCGCUUAUCAUCUUCAAGUUAUUUAAGGAGUCCAACUCCUGUAAAAAGGCCUUCACUGUCUCCUGUAAAUCAACUUACAAUAAAUAAAAUCGAAAAUGAAAAACCUCUGAUGCCGUCUAGUAUUAACGAGGAGAAUGUUGAAAAUAAAAAAGACUGCAAUAAAGAAUGUCUUCAAAAUGGAACUGAAGUGGCUGUCGAUGACAACGACGCAAUCGAAACUAUUUCGGUUAUUACUCGACACACUUCACCAACUCCACCGGGAUCGUCAGCUUACGUAAGAAUGAGAAGGGCAGACAUGGCAAAAACAAUUGAAAAAAUUACAACUCGACCUAAAAAACGUCCUGAAAUGGUAGAUAAAGAAAUUCAAUCUGAUAGGCUCGAUGACCCAACUCGAACAAGCAGGUUCGCCGGUACAAGUAGAACCAGCAUGACUAAUUGGACAUAUUAUUCACCCAAUGUCAACAGCUAUACUGGGUACGCAGGAAGAUAUUCAACACAAUACUCAAAUUUACGAGAUAAUUUGAAUUACAAUAACGAUAGAAGUAGUCGAAGUCGAAGUAAAGAACCCAUUGAAAACACAAACGUCAACAUGGGUUCUGAUGACAAAGAGACAGAAAUAGUGUCACAAAACAAUCAUCUAGAUAGUAACGAAGGCCUGAACGAAGAACAAAAUAAAGACGAAACUGAAAUUAUAAUUAAUGUAAAUCUUAAGUUACAAAAAUGCAAAAGUCCUCAACCUACGGUUUCCGCUGCCGAGGUGUCUUCAGAAAUAACUAUAACUAAUAAUCACCAGCUACCACCGCAACCUCCUAAAUCAGAAAGUACUAGUAAAAUUAAAAAAAUUAAAAUACGAAAGUCUAGUACAGACUCUUCGUCUGAUUCGACAUCGUCAAAAAAAGUAGUUAAGAAAAGAAGUAAAUCCGUAAGCUCUACUGAUUCCGAACAAAGUAGCGAUAAAACUAAGAAAAAAAAAGAUACUAGCAAAGUUUCAUCCAAAACUGUAAGUAAAACACCUUCUACGACAAACUUACCAAACGGUUCUACUAAGUUGAAAUGUUCUAAAUCUAGAGAAAGCAAUAGCCCGGAGUCAAGUAUCACACUCUCGACUCAAUCAUCUAUAAGUGAAGAUGAAAUAGCGUUGAAUUUAAAAGCAAAAGAUGGUACAAAAGUAAACAAUGAAAGUUCUUUGUCGUUGGAACAGGCUGUCAAACAAUCAUCACAUAAAAGUGAUGGUGCAGAAGAAGCUAAAUCAUUUCUGAUUCGAGCACUGGCUCCAGUCACAAAUCUUUUUAAACUUAGACACCAAGAUAAUAGCGAUACAGUACGCCUGCUCGAAAACUCUAAUUCAGAAUCGACUAACAAAGAUACUCCAAAUAUUAUAAAUGAAAACGGAUCUUCAAAAACAAGGAAUACCAGUAACAUAAUAGCUUCCAAUGAUGAUAAUGUGGUGAAAUUGAAAGCAAUCAGACAUAUUGAGUCUGGAGAGCGAGCUUGGUGGUUAGAAUCAGAUUCUGACAAGAAACAAGAACAGUGCCAAGAAUCGUCUAAUGAACAUAAAGUUGAAAAUGAAUCAUCAAUGCAGUGCAAUACAUCGGGAACGACAGACAUAAAGCGACCCGUAAAACUGAAUAGCUUCGCUGAUGAUGAAAAGCCUUGGUGGCUAGAUAGCAGCGCAAAUAUUCCAGAAGGAAUCGAGAGAUUAACUCCACCGAGGAAAUCAUCAAGCGAUAGCGACAAAAGCGAAAAAUUCAACUUUUUUAAAGUGCGACAUAAUGAGUCAGGUGAUAGAAAAGAUUGGCGAAUGUCUAGCAAUGAAAACGUACUUAGUAAACAAGGAUCACAAAAUAGUUUAAGCUUAAGUAAGUCAGGAUCUGAUCAAAAGAGUUUUUCGCUUCGAAGAAUUCGUCACAUCGAAUCUGGCGAACGUCCUUGGUGGCUAUCAAGUGACAAAAACAUUCCAGAAGGCAUUGAAAAAUUACCAACUCCUCCUUCACAGGAAGAAAGCGACUCGUCUGACUCUGAGGAGGUCGAGGUUUACGUACCACCCAGCCAGAUACCUCCGUUCCCACUACACCUACCUGAUGACGAACCUCUUGGUGACAGAAGAAGUCCAGAAGGGCUAGAAACUCCAAAUGAGGAUUACGGUUUAGGACGUAGAUCACCUUACGAAAAUAACCAUCAAUAUAGAAGGAACGCUACUAAUUUACCGUAUCACAAAGGCGCUGAAAAAUACAUAUCACGUUAUACGGAUAUCGACGACAUAUUGGGCACUUCGGGUCAGAUUUACAGCCCAUUCAUGGACUCCAUAUUAGCGCGUAGGACCGGUCAGAUACCUUUUGACGAUGACGAAUGUGAAGAGAUAGAUCCCACCCAAGUAAGGAUCCAUGACAGUACGGCCCAGAUGCCCGUUAUCAAGAAACUCCGUUGCAGAAGCGAAAUAAUUGAGUACCGGGAAGAAGACCAGCUGGACGAUGCAACGCUACAGGUGUUCAAGGACGGCGACUACGGACCUUAUUUAGACCUGGAUUCCACUCUUGGGGAACAGGAUGAAGAACUGGAAGGUUUACAAGACAGUCGCAAAAAUGCAUUGGUUCUACGCACACAACUCUCAGUACGCGUUCACGCGAUUAUCGAGAGGCUUCUGCACUCCCAGGGUCGGGAGCUGCGUAUGGCGUUGUUCACGCUCAAACAGAUCCUACAGUCAGACAAGGAUCUGGUGCACGAGUUCGUCGCCAACAAAGGACUCGACUGUUUGAUGCAGGUCGCGAAUAUGGCGGAUCAUAACUACCUUGACUAUAUACUCAGAGCUCUCGGUCAGAUUUUGCUAUAUGUGGAUGGAAUGCACGGCGUUAUGAACCACAAGCGGUGCAUCCAAUGGCUUUACUCACUCAUCUCCAGCAAGUUCAGGCAUGUCGUCAAAACAGCUCUCAAACUUCUUCUAGUCUUCGUGGAAUACACAGAGAAGAACUGUCUUAUCCUAAUCGACGCCAUCAAUGUCGUGGAUAGCUCCAACGGUCGGCAACCUUGGUUCAACGUGAUGAAAAUCCUUCAGGACGUCGACGCUUCCGACACUGAACUGCUCAUAUACGCAACUACUCUCAUCAAUAGGUGUCUAAACAACGUUCCAGAUAGAAAUAGGUACUAUGAUCAAGUGGACUCUCUUCAAGACCAAGGUAUCGACGACAUCAUACAGUUAUAUAUGUCCAAACAGGGAACGGAUUUGGAUCUCUUGAGGCAACUUCAAAUAUUUGAAGCUGUUCUACUUUACGAAGACGGUGACGAAACAACCGCGCUCAAGCAGUUGGAUGAAUCUGUUCUAUCAUCAGUAAGGCGGAGGAACUUAAACCUAAAAUCGUCCGAGAGGAGAAAAUCCAAAAAACAAGAGGUCAAAGAGAGAGCAAAUCCAGUUCACGUGGAGACAGAGAACAAAAUAAGCACACCUCGACCACAAUAUCUUCCAACACUUAUCACCAAGGAAAAUAAGGAACUUAGUUCAGCUCUUAAGAGGCGGAGGGAUAGGUACGCGAGGCAAGCCCAUCACAUCAUCCAACAGCAGGAACUAUACAACAACUCCAAUGGAAUCUACAAUGGACUCUUCGAGAAGACCGACCAGUGGACCAACCGUAAUUACAACAUGAACGGUUCUUAUACAAAUACAAAUGGAAGCUUCACUAAUUCUGGAAAAUAUCCCAUGAAUGGAAGCAAUGGCACCGUUAUAUACAAUUCAAAUGAAAUGAACGGACAAGAAGAGGACAAGACUUACUCGAAUCGAAGCAAACCUUACAUAUCGGAUGUUCUCAUGAAUGGAAACCAAAGAUAUACAACUGGACUAAAGCAGAGGUUGCAAAAUGGGACACUAGGUCACAGUGUCAAUGCGUCUGACGUAGUUAGACAAUUAGACUUUAGUCCAGAACCAAAAGAUGAUAGAGGUAUCCUGUUGAACCGGGAGCACAGUAUCAAAGAUCUGGCUCAGAGAUUAACGAGUCCCUUAAGCCCUACCACGGAGGAAAAACCUAUAAGGGUCUCCGAAAUGGCAGGAAUAGUAUCUAAAGCCAAAGAGGAACUUGCCAAAUCCAAAUCUAAAGAAAUGAUAAAAAGUCCGACGAUUGAGAAAACCCCAAAGUUACACGAAAUCAAAGUCUCAGAGAACGACUUACACUGGGAGGAAUUAAGAAAAGGUUGCAUCAAUAAGGAAUUCCACUUGUGCGAUCUAGAUUUCUCCGACCUAAGAUACGACUCAGAUGAAGAGAUGGAGUCACCAACAUCUAACGCCAUCCCACCCCCUCCGCCAAAUCUUUUACCUCCACCCCCACCAAAUAUGUUACCCCCAGUAGGCUUACCCCCACCACCCCCAAACAAUUUCUUCAGCUUACCAAAAAACUUACCCAGUACGAUGCCCCAAUCUGAUGUCUCAAACGAUUCCGGUAACUCUACUUUGAAGAAGAAUAAAAAGACGGUGAAAUUGUUCUGGAGAGAGAUACAAGAAAACCCAGUACCGCCUCCAUCGAGAACUAAAAUCGGUGGUUUUAUUUGGGAUGACCUCCCAGAGGUCAGUUUGGAUACUGCGAUGUUAGAACAUCUCUUCGAAUCCCGAACCAACGAUCUCAUAAUCAAGGAAAAACUAAUGGAACCAAAGAGGAACCUGAUAUUGGAUACAAAGCGUUCGAAUGCUAUAAGCAUUGCAAUGAAAAAACUGCCAACGCCUCAGACGAUAAAAGUGGCGAUUAUGAAGAUGGAUGCGACCGUUAUUGGUAGAGAGGGUAUAGAGAAGUUAUUGACGAUGCUACCCACACACGAGGAAAAGGUCAAAAUCCAGGAGGCACAGUUUGCAAACCCCGACCUACCACUGGGUAGCGCUGAACAAUUUCUACUCACACUCGCCUCCAUCAACGAGUUGUCGUCCAGACUUAAACUUUGGGUCUUCAAGCUUGAUUUUGAUAAUUUGGAAAAAGAAAUAGCAGAACCACUAAUGGACCUAAAGCAGGGUAUAGAACUAUUGAAAGCAAACAAAACAUUCAAAGUGAUUCUGUCAACACUACGAUCGGUGGGUAGUUUUCUAAACGGAAAUCAAGUAAAGGGUUUCCGGUUAGAAUACCUCUCAAAGGUGAUGGAGGUGAAAGAUACGGUACACAAGCAUCCCUUGCUGUACCACAUCUGUGAGAUGAUCAUCGAGAAGUUUCCAGACACUACAGACUUCUUUAGUGAGGUCGGUCCCGUGAUCCGAGCAUCCAAAGUAGACUUCGAAGUACUGAACGCAAAUCUCCAGAAACUUGAAACUGAUUGCAAGGCUUCAUGGGAUCACAUGAAACGCAUCGCCAAACACGAUGGCUCGCAGAUAUUCAAGACGAAGAUCAAUGAGUUUCUUACUGAUGCUGCGGAGCGUAUCAUCCUUCUCAGCAUCAUCAAGAAGCGGGUGAUGAGCAGAUACAACAAAUUCCUGCUGUAUCUCGGGGUGCCCUUGAGUGACAUCCCUAAGACCAGACCUUCAGAACUGCUGAAGGUGAUAGCGGAGUUUGCGCUGGAGUACCGAACGACGAGAGAAAGGGUUCUUCAGCAGUUGGAGAAAAGAGCUAACCAUCGCGAGAGGAAUAAGACCAGAGGGAAAAUGAUUAUUGAUGUGGGCAACUACGCCAGUAAAGGUGAACACACAGCCGAUAGUGCGCUAAAGGAACUGUUGAAGAGUGAUGCUGACAGAGACCUGAUGGAUUCUAGGAGGAAACCAGCCAUGCGUCCCCGCAACGGCGAGGUGUCCACUGAGGACGAGAUCAUCGAAAGCCUGGUUCGCUCUGCUACCUCUAAGAGGAGACCUCUCGCAAGGGACCGACGCAAGAAUCGACUCGCGGACCGAAAGAGCUUAAACAGGACUCUGGAUGGACACCAGUCGUGGCCCGGCAAGCAGACGACCGGGUCGCCGGCAGAGAUUCAACAAAGAUAGUCAAUUUACAUUUAAUAUUAAUUUUAAAGUUUUCAAUUGUAACUCGAAUCUCAAACACGUAUCCUAUCCCCGACUAAAUUGAUGUAAUUAUUAUUUUAAUGUAACUAAUGUAAUUAAUUAUUUUAUUUCAAUAUACAUCUUCAUAAUGGCAACAAAGAUUGAUUAUUGUAGACAAAAAAUGUUACAAAAGAAUAAAUGUACGAGGAGAUUCUGUUUAAUGUAACUGUUUGAGUUGUAAAAGUCAAA